Sitophilus oryzae (rice weevil) is the source of this 1610-nucleotide messenger RNA. Its product is annotated as probable serine/threonine-protein kinase DDB_G0276461. NCBI's taxonomy places the organism in Eukaryota, Metazoa, Arthropoda, Insecta, Coleoptera, Curculionidae. Bases 129 to 1178 code for a protein of 349 amino acids. The transcript is spliced from 2 exons. The record is from RefSeq and is a predicted model, not a curated record.
UUUAAAAAGAUAAGGCAAGAUAACAUAUAGAAUACUAUCAGAACCACUGAUAACUUUUUUCUUAUACAUACACCGCAGUUUGAUAUCCCGAAUGCAUUGAUUUGCUACUUUAACGUCAGAUUUUCGUUAUGGGGCUUUUCGGAGGUUUUAGAGCAAAGUUUACAAGGGAAUCCACGGCCAAACCAUCCAAAAAUACACAAGAUACCGGAGUUGUUUGUGUGGGAUAUAGAAUUCGAUCGGAGUUUGACGAUUUGCCUUCAAAUGCAACAGCUACUGUAAGAGUACCUGCCCUCAGGCUUCAAAACUACAAUGAGGAACCACCGAGUGAAGACAUCCCUUCAAAAUCAUGUCCUGAUUCGAAAAAAGAAAAAUCCCCGAAGAAAAAACUUCCGCCACUUCCAGACAAAUUUUAUGCUAAUCUAAAUGACAAAUCAAGCAAUAAAGUGAAGUCUAGUGCUACUUCUAAUAUAGUAAACAAACCAGUUUCGACUGAAGAUAUACCUUCGAAAUCAUCUCCCAAUUUGCGAAAAGAAAAAUCUCCAAAGAAAAAUCCUCCACCACUUCCAGCCACGUUUCAUGUUAAUCAAAAUGACAAAUCAAGUAAUAAAGUGAAUACUAGUGCUACUUCUAAUACAGAAGCCGAACAAGCUUUAACUCAAGCAGAAUCAAAAACAAGUGAAGAAUCAGAAUCAUCUUAUGUGAGAGGAAAAACAAGUAGUUUCAACCCUAACCCAAAAAAACAAACCAAAUCAAUUCUCAAAGCUACAAAUUCUCCUUCCAAAGAGAUUCGAAGACCGGUAAGCGAUGGUAGCGUUACAGUAGCAACAUUAAAGGAAUCGAGAAGCGUCAACAGUUCUUAUGCUUCGCUAUCUUAUACGAACCACCAAAACACCAGUACAACUUCAGGGUCACUGACUACAUCACGGUUUGUAUCAGAAGAUCAGAGGGAGGAAGUAGCUACACUGAUUCAUACAGAAGUAACAGAAAGAAAAAUUGUUAAUAAUAAUUCUAAUUAUAGUUCUACUCCUAACUUAUCAUAUGGAAGUAGAUUGAAUAAUACGAGUAGUCAUGCGGCUAGUAUAUUUUUCGAUGGAGAUGAUGAACCAGAAAUAGAACAGAGACCUAGAAAAUUGGAUUACGAGACAGAUGAUGACCGCAGAGUAAGUGCUGAUUGUUAGAUUAUUAUGUCUAUCCAAUACUCUAAGUCAUAAUGAAGAAAAGAAAUAAAGUGUAUGGUGACUUGAUUGUUUGUUAGUUCAUGGACUUGAAAUACUGUUUUUAGAACUCGUAUGUUUUGCAAGAGAUAGUUUCGAAGAAAUUAAAGUUUGAUUGCCAGAGAUCUAUUUUUCACAUACAAAGUGGACAAUUGUGCGGCUUAUUAGUUAAGUUUUUUUUAAUCCCAGUGAUUAAUCCCAAAGAAACAGACUACUCAGUGGAUGUGCUUUUAGUAGAAGCCUUAGUUGAGGAUAUGUAAUGUUUAAUACACUUAAAAUUGUUAUUUACAGUUUUCACAAAGAAUAAUAUGAUAUAAUUUAAUCUACAUAACUGUAAUAGUAUGCUUUUGACAAGACUGAUAUUUAUAAUAAAAUAAAAUAUAAUUUUAUUGAAAU